AUCUUCCCCAGCCUAGUCUAACAGUGAUUCCUGCAGUCAUCAAAGAGAGAGACUCAGUUCAGAUGAACUGUCAGACUGCUCCAUCUGUCUCUGAGUGUUACUUCAAAAUAGAGGGGCAAGUGGAAUUUACCCUACCAUCACCCUGUCAACAGACACUCACAGGAACACUACUGUUGAGGUGGACAGGUCAGAGUUCACCAGCUGAGGUCAAAAUACAAUGUCAGUACAAUGAUACAGGUUCACAGUUUAGAUCCAUAUACAGUGAGCCUUCUACAGUCACAAUUCAGGGUAAGAAGAUUGUUUUUAAUGGUUGUAAACUAUUUACUGUUGUGCCAUGAUUACCAUGUUCCUCUUGGGAUAUUUUAUCAUGCUGUUUGUUGUAAUAAGCUAUUACAUGAAGUAAUCAAGCAAUAUAUGAUAUCUCCUUAAUUUCCCAUAAUGUCGCUACAUGAGAUAAUUGACUCAAGAUCCUUAAGUCUAAAAUAACAAGGAGGGAUUAGGCUGUCAGUAAAUUUCUCAAAACCACAAAAUGCUAAAUGCUUAAUUCCCCUAUUCUCACAGACCAUCCUCAGCUGACAGUGAAUUCUACAGUCAUCAGAGAGAGAGAAUCAGUUCAGCUGAGUUGUGAGACUCCUCCAUCUCUCUAUGUGUCUCACUGUUACUUCUACAUAGAGGGGGUGAAGAAUCUUCCAGACUCAUCGUGUACGCAGACAAUAACAGGAACUGAGCUGCUCAAGAGGGCGGAAUCAACAAUUCCAGCUGUGGUCAAAGUGAAAUGUUACUACGCUAUAGGGAAGUCUCACAUAUCUCCUUUCAGUGACCCUGUCUCAGUCACUGUUCAGGGUAAGUAGGUGGUUUGUAAAAUUAUACACUUCACUGUUAUACUGUAUGCUCAUUAUGCUUGUUCAGAAAAUUAGAUCUUAUCUCAUGUUUCACCAAUGUCUUCAUUUCACUUAAUAGGUCUUACUGUAGGUUUUACUGUACUAUGCAAACAUAGAUACUGAUGUAGUUAAAAAUGAAGAGUUCGACAGUAUUUAUAGAUUUUACAUACUGUUAGUAUGUAUGGAUUACCUGUAAUGUUUUUAAAUGCAACAAUCAAAGAAGCACACUCUAUUCUUCUGAUCUCACAGACCCACCUCCUCCCAGGCUGACAGUCAGUUCUACAGUAAUCAGAGAAAGAGACUCAGUUCAGCUGAGCUGUGAGACUCCUCCAUCUGUCUCUGUGUCUCCCAAACUAACACAGCAGUUCCGAUCGGUGGCCAAUGUUCAUUCAGGUCUUUCUGAGCAGGGUUCGUUUGUUCGGUUCUACCCGAGCAGGGUUCGUUCGGCUCUACCUGAGCAGGGUUCGUCUCUUCCUCCCGAGCAGGGAUCGUAAGUCGAUGGCUGGUUUGGUAGUCGAUGGUUGGUCUGGUAGUCGAUGGCUGGUCUGGUAGUCGAUGGCUGGUCUGGUAGUCGAUGGCUGGUCUGGUAGUCGAUGGCUGGUCUGGUAGUCGAUGGCUGGUCUGGUAGUCGAUGGCUGGUCUGGUAGUCGAUGGCUGGUCUGGUAGUCGAUGGCUGGUCUGGUAGUCGAUGGCUGGUCUGGUAGUCGAUGGCUGGUCUGGUAGUCGAUGGCUGGUCUGGUAGUCGAUGGCUGGUCUGGUAGUCGAUGGCUGGUCUGGUAGUCGAUGGCUGGUUCGGUGUUCAACGGCAGAUCGCCUACUGUCCCUCGCUCUGCACCAGCCCAGCUGCAUGGUAGAGUUGGGUUUAGCCUAUCACAGCAGCGUCGGGCGUGUCUCCAGUGUCUGUAGUCGUGGGAGACACAAAACAUACAAUUAGAGCAUGUACUGGCCAACAAUUGGGGUCACAGUCACACGUUUGAAACAAGCACUUUCCUUUAGUAGUGCUAUAGAGAGCGUUGUGAUUUGUGUCUUUCCCACAGCAGGGGACCAGCGGAGAGGAGCAGUGAGUCGGUCGAGAGGUCACUGGUCCAGUUCCUUUUAACUCUAGUUCUGGGGCGUGUUUAGUAAUUAGUUUGGGGACGGAGGAGUUGAUAGAGAAUUGGCAUCAGCUGUCUCAAUGUCACUUUAGUCCAUGCUAAUCUGUGAAAUCACAGGACACCAUACAAGCAGGCAAAAUAGUCCAUGCGAUUCCAUUUGAUUUCACACGGAAGAAUGUAAGGAAUUAAGUGAAAGGCAAUCGUUGUAAACACACAGCACACAUGAUUAAAUGGCACUCAUAAAUAUGCAUGAUAUCAAAUAAGACAUGCUGAUACGUAAUAUAAAGAGAUUGGUAGGCUCUAGUUUAGUAAGAGUCAGUGUCACUUGUGAUAUAUACAUUACAUUCAAAUAGAGUAAUGCAAAAAGGAGUCUCUGUCCUUUCCUAACAGAUCCAAAACCAGACAUUACAGUCCAUUUUGAUGGGUACAUCAACAUCAUCUGUUUGAUUCCUGGAUCUGUGAGUCCUGACACCACCUGUAACCUGUAUGUUGGAGAGGAGAGUCAGCCAUCCUUCACAGCAAAGAUCAAGAAGACAAAAGCACCCUCUGCAUCCUAUCAGUGGUUCUGUCAAUUCAUUGUUAAUGAGAGUGAUCUGAUCAGACAUCUACAGUCAGUGAGGCGUAAGGAGGUGAGCUGUGACUAUAGAGUGAGCUCAGGACCAAACUCUCUCUCUCCACACAGUGAUGGGUACAGAUUUACAGGUGAGUGAUUAAAUAUACAAAUCUAUCAGUGCUGCAGGUCUUCAUAAUCUGACUCACUUUGAUUUUAGCAUCUUCUUAGUAUUACUAUAUUCAUUCUGACCCACAAACUAAAUACCACAUUUCAAUCCCAAAAAUGUUUUUAGAUCUGGUGGGAGUUCACAUUAGUGAUCCAACAAUUAUACAGACACCUUCUAUAGCAGGUAGGCUACACAUUUGUUAUUUUAUAGUGGCACUGCUGUUAUUUUAAAACAUAGUGGGUUUCAGCAAUAAGAAUAGUUGUGUAAAUGUUUAAAUUAAGCUGUUCUGUUAGAUAAUUAAGCUGUUCUAUAGAUAGGACACCAGCCUCAACACUAAUGCCUGGGAUCAUCAGCACAAGUAAUAUCAUAUCUGUGUUCAUCUAGUCGAGUGUUUAGAUUGUAUCUAUGCACUGUUAUGCUUCUGUUGUUAGAUAACAUGGUGAUCUUAUUCUAGGAAGCUGACAACAACAUUUAACACCUUAUCUGUCCUGAAAGACUUGAUCACUUUAUGAAUUGGUCUUAUCAUCUCUAUAAUGAGGAGAAAUAUAAUCUACCUGGAAUAGAAGCAAUCUGUCCGUAGUGAUUUUUAUAGUCCUACUUUGCCCACUUUGAAAGUCAUAAAGAUAUUUCAAAAGUCCAACAACAACAUAAUGAUUAUUAAUAUGAUCAUGAAGAAAAUGCUAAUUGUAUUAUUAUGUCUUCUCAGUGGGUUUGACUCCAGGUCCUAGAUCUACUUUGCCAGCCACCACGACAGUGAGUCCUACAGAAGGUGUGUUGGUCCUCUAAAUCACCAUCUCUGCAAAUACCAAUAGUACAGUCAAUGGUUUAGAUUACGGGCCUGUAAAAUUAAGUGACCAAAGAGUUAAUGUAAUACUGUAUUCUUGUGUAAUCAUAUUGCUUCCGACUAGUUUCAACUGUUACUUCUACUUUGACCCCAGACACCACAGUGAGACCAACUACCAGUAAGUAGGCCCACUAAGUUUAACUUAGUUUGCAAUUACAAUAUUUUUGUUCACAUUAAUUCACUAAAGCUCCAACCUGUUUACUAAUAGACCUAUUCAUAGCUGCUUGUAAUUUCAGUCCAGAUUUGUGUACUUUUAGUCCAUCUGAUUUGUAGGUAAUGUGUAGUGUACUUCUCUUUUCUGCUUAUUGAAUGACCUCAGAUAUUAAAUGAAUUUACAUUUGUUUUUGUGUAAUAUGAGUCAUCUCUUCUCACCAGGUUUGACCUCCCCUUUGACCCCCAGCACGGCAUUGAAUCCUAUAACAGGUCUCUUAGUCAUCUUUAUCUAGUUAGCAAAUAAAAGUAAAACAAAUAGAGAAAGCUUCAUAUUCUCUAGGUUUUUGUACGUGUUUUUCCCAUCACAAAUUUGCCUCAUUACAAAAAGAGGUUGAUAUUUGAUUGAAUAAAACCCAUUUCGAUGUAUUUGUGUAUAAUCCGAUUCAAUGAUUUGGUUUGCAUCAGGGUCGACUGUUUGUUGUACCUUGACCACUGACACCCCAGCGAGUCCAACGGAAAGUAAGUAUAGCCAAUAGGUUUAAUUUAAUUUGCAAAAUAUUUUUGUUUACUAAAGCAUAAACCAGUUUUGCAAAUAUAGCCAAAUGUAAAUUCAGUCAAGGGUUUAGUAUUAAUCAAACAAUUUGUCUCAUUAUAGAAAUAUGUACAUAACUCUGUUAUUAAACUGUCUUUCUCUCUUGCAUGUGCCCAGGAGGUCAAAGCUCCACAGAAAGUGAUGUGGAAUCAAACAGUCAAGAAAGCAUUCUGGGUAAGUAUCCUUUUCUAGCUGUCUUUUCUCACACAUAUGAAAACAGAAGAACAAUGUGGUCUCAGAAGAACAAUGUGGUCUCCAAGAGC
Messenger RNA from Coregonus sp. 'balchen', 4546 nucleotides. The record is from the annotation of a GenBank genome assembly. NCBI's taxonomy places the organism in Eukaryota, Metazoa, Chordata, Actinopteri, Salmoniformes, Salmonidae.